This is a messenger RNA of Babesia ovata, 5067 nucleotides long. RefSeq names its product Ribosome-binding protein 1. NCBI's taxonomy places the organism in Eukaryota, Apicomplexa, Aconoidasida, Piroplasmida, Babesiidae. The transcript has a single exon. Bases 1 to 5067 code for a protein of 1688 amino acids. The record is from RefSeq and is a predicted model, not a curated record.
AUGGAGGGGCACGGUAUUCCGCUUGGCACUCUUAAGGAGUGUCUGCAGUUCUUGAUGUGGUUAAAUAGUGAUAGUGGUAUGCAGGAUAAGGUGGCCCAAAAUCUGGAAAAACGUAUUGAUAAGUAUUUUAAACCGCCCAAAUUCACAUUAAAUAACGUUAAAUCCGCACUGUCCAAAUUCCUUGAGAACGCGUCUGGGUUUUAUACGAGGCUAUGCUACAAUGCGCAGCCUUGGUCACAUAGAGGGGAAAGGCCGGACCAAAUAUGCAACGCUCUCCUAGAGUGUACGCCCAAGUUCCUCACCGUUAUGUACUUUUUGUGGUACAAUGUGGAUCCGAGUUUCUCACAACUUCAUGGCGGUGGUUGGAAACAGAACUGGACUGGGGCAUUAACGGGGAGUUACUGGCACAAAAAUAGCGGCGGUGAUCUCGACCAAUAUCUCUUCGCGAAAUCCGGCGACUCAAAGCACGGCGUCAUCCCAGGUGGGUUCACGUCUGACGAUGAGGUGAUAUAUAACGCAAAUGUGUGGGACCGUGGCUAUCCCCAAGGUUAUAGCAUGGCUAGGGACCUUGAUAAGAUUGUGAGCAAAGAGUUCUACAAUUUUUUCCGCAGCGUAUUUGUCACGUCCGUUAUCGCAGAUUCAGCGAAACGUAGAGAGAACGCCGCGAACGCUAUCGUAUUGAUGAGAACGUUCUGCGAUAUUGUCUUAGAGGAGGCAAAGAAAAGUAAUAACGGCGGCACAUUAAUACAUGAAUUGAAUGAAGGCUUACGCCAACAAGUGAGAUCAAACAAUAACUUCAUAUGCUGGGCCGACCUAAAAACGCAUUGCAUUCAGCUUAGAGAAAAACUCCACAAACUCUUCAACACUAAGAAACGCUUCGACUUCACCGGACAGGUGACGGGUACGGGAGACCUUAAUAAGACAGCGCUUGCGCAGAAAACAGCGGAUUGGUUGAGAACGAAUCUGGUCAAUGUGCGAGGGAAAUUGAGGGAUAUUCAGCAACACAAGGACGGACAGCAUCUUGGAGAUUAUUUUACUAAAAAUCUUUUCCCCUACGGAUUCACAUUUAGUGGAGACUAUCGCUCUAUAAAGUCGAGAGCAGAUGUGCAGGCUUUGAUGAAAGAUUUGUCCACUGUUAGCAAACAGCUUCAGGAAAAUCAACGCGAUUUGGAUAGGCUUGUGGAGAUUUUGGAAGGUAAAGUAAGAGAUUCAUGUCCAGAAGAUGAUAGCAAGAAAGCGGAGGGAGCACAGAACCAAGGCAAGAAAGCGGAUGGAACUCCAAAUCAGAGUAGAGAUGCGUCUGCAACUUCACCAGUUGUCAACUCUGUUGUUCUACCUCAGCCUUCCGGUGAUACAGGAGCUCCAGGCCCGCCAGGGCCUCCUGGUCCAGUGACUUCGGUGCCUUCUUCGACUCGAGUUCGAACAGAUCAACAAGUUGUUCAAGUUCAACACUCUGCUCCAGGCCCGGAAGCGUCUCCCCCUUCACCAUCUCCCCCCAGUGCUCCUGGAGGCGCUGGUAAGCCAGAUGUCCCAAGUGCGGGUUUACCGUCUGUUGUUCCUCCAGCUCCACAGCCUAUUCUCCUUCCAGUCACUGUGGUUACUCAGUCUCCGAGUGUUUCAGGGUCAGGCGCUGGGUCAGCUGGUGGUCGGGGGGCUGGGUCACAAGGUGGUGGAGCUAGGCAAGAUGUUGGUCAAGAUGUAAGCAGUGUCACUACUUUGCCGGCUGCCCCGGCGUCUGAUCCAGGUAGCGGUGGAGGACCAAGCAGUGGAAGUGGAGGGAUGUCUCCACAGGAUCCGUCUAAUAAUAUUAAUAACUGUGAUGGUGUAUCGAUGUUUAUGAAUGGCAAGUCAGUGUGUUAUUCUAAGCCUAAGAUGCCUUAUCGUCCUCUGUCUGACGACCUGCUUACAAAACUUAAUGAUAUAGGUCCGCGGAACUAUUCACCGAAGGCCCCUAAAAAAAGGAUUACUUCCCCAGCGCCGAGUCCUCGCAGGCUUCCAACUCAGCCCAGCCGUACUGAUCCCGUUCCUGCCCGUCAGCCUACCGGUGUUCAUAAUCGCCCUGUGAAGCCUUACUAUGAUCCGGGAUAUGGGAGGGGCAGGCAGGGGGGGAUGGAUGUGACGGAUCUGCCGCCUGACGAAUUUUGGGGGUUUGCCGUUCCAGAUAUGUCCGAUGAAAAACAAGAGCAAAUAAGAAAAAAGUUUGAAGCCGAUAAAAACCGUAUAAAAUGGAUCAGACGAGCGGAGGAGCAGAAAUUUCUACAAAAACAGCAAGAAGAAUGGACAAAAGAAGUUGAGACAUUAGAAAAAGCAGGUGAAGAAUGGAAAAAACGACAGGCAGAAGGAGACCGCCUAAAAAAGUCCGAUGACUAUGCAAUACGGCAGCAGGAGAAACGGAGGGAAGCCGUAACAAAAAUUUCAAACUUGAUAAAAACAGUAGAUCAGCGCCGAAAGCAAGAGGAAGAACUUCAGAAAUUGGAAGAAGAGAAACUCAUGGCGCAAUUGAGAGAGGCAGAAGAGCGUAGGAGACAAGAGGAAGAAAAUGAGCGCAAAAAACUUAGUGAAAUUAGAUCGCAGCAUCCGAUUGUCCCGGUCAGCGAUGCGUACCACCAUUACCAGAAUGAAUACUUUAAAAUUCCGACGCACACGCCGAUAGGGUUUUCCCCUUUUGGCGAGGAUGAAAUGCCCAGAUUGGAAGGGUUUAAUGCCAUCCCCCAAGCUCCGUUGGGCGGAGAAGAUGUGGACUAUCUGGUGGGACAAGUAGUACAGGAUAAUUCUGCAAUUGAGCGACAAGACAAGACGCUUAUGGAAAUUCACGAUGCCGAACGCAAAAUAUAUUCCGACAAUGCGGAACGUGAGCGUGAAUUUCAGAAGCUGAAACUGAUAUCAAAGUACGUGGAUGAAGAGCGAAAGAGAGAUAUGGAGGCCGCACAAAAGGAGGCGCAACAUGUAAAAUUCUUGGAAGGUGUUCAGAACGAUGUCAUACUCCGUGGUGAAAUUACAGAUUUCCCCUUCACUGGUGAAGCAGUUCCAGACACUACGGAUAUUUUGAGAGAGGGUGAGAGGAAACUCAAAGCUCAGAGUGAUUUGGCAAAAAUGUAUGCGGAGCAGAAACAGAGAGAGUAUGACAGAGAACUCAGCAAAUACUUCGAUAAGGUAAUGAAAGGCAGAGACGCCUAUCAGCCGGAAGGUAUAACAGUUGAUGCUACGCCCAUAUCGUCACUGAUCCGCCAAAGUUCCGACCAUUUGGACGUGGAUGUAUACGUUCCCAAACUUGCACCUCAGGACCCUUCAUACGACUUAAACAUAGAGUAUGAUUCUCCACUUCCCCCAGCCGCAGAGCCACUUGAGCUCAUCGGCCCAUCCACCACCGCCAUUGCUCUCAACUUCCCGCCAAUCGAGGCUUUGCCGAAACUCCCGGAUAGUGUUCCGGCCAAGUAUAUUCACACUCCUGAUGCAGUAAAAAUGUGCGUCGCUCCCUGGAUGAAUCAGCAACCGACUGACAACUCUACCGAUAUCCCCGAGACGGAGCUGUUCCCCGCCGAGGCUCCGCGUACAGUCAGGGAGAUGCUCACUUGGCUGGCGGGACUGCAACACACGAAGCAUGAAGAGACUCUGCAGAAGUGUAUUGAGAAAGCAUUUAAGCGCGGAGAUGAUGACCCUUCAGAUCUUCGACUCCCAGUCAACGAUUCUAGUAUCACCGCCGAUAAUGUCAUCGACACCAUUAAACUUGCCGCCGUGUUCGCAGCGUCAGUAUUAUCCGCCGUUGCGCCUGAAUGGAAAGACAACGUCGCAUUAUCUGCGACAUUAAAACCCAAGGGCUCCGACCAAUCCAAGGACCCUGAUUGCUGCGCUCUCCUCUGCCAGCUGCGGGACUACGCCUACGCCUGCUGCCACCAGUUGGAGUUCCUUAAGUCGCAGUGUUCUCGGGAUAGCAAACAAGGUGGUUGGCAGGAGUGCCACUACGGCCGUGAUGUAACCUCCAACUCCCCCCUCCAGGCCUUCCUGACUGACGCCUCCACAUCCAAGUUCGAGACGCACCCCUUCGACCCGUGCAACAUAUGCCUCAAGAGCCGUGUUAGGAUGGGAUUCGGGGAUAAUGAUUUGCCUAGAUCUCACGAAACUGGAAAGUGUAUUUCCACCAUCCUCACUCCCACUUGCGGCGGCGAGGAUCCCCUGCUGACGCUGUCCUCUUACCUCACCUGCCUCACCAGGCGGACGCCGCGUACCACGGGGGAGCUUGUAUCCUUCUUCCACAAUUUCGGGAAUGAGCUUCAUGAUGUGUCUCUCAAGUUGUCUCCACUGGGCUCCGCCCUCUCCGAGCCACAUCGACACUGCCCCGACUGGGACUGCCUUGGUGACGCCGACCUCCAUGCCGUCCAGGGCAUCCGAGGCCCCGCCCCUCCCACCGCCAACCACACCCACGACCAUCCCAAGACCCUGUCCGCACUAGUGGGUUGCGACAUCGAUAAGUCCAACUGCCCACAGCAUAUGAAGCCCAUCACCUACCGGGCCUACGCCCUGUACUCUCACGCCUUCGUCCACCACUAUCUCAGCUGGACGGUGUACCUACCAGACAGACUGUGGGACUCGCUGAUCAAGCUGCACGGUGAUCUCGAGGACCUUCAAUGCCCCGGCUCCAAGUGCGCAUCACUCCACCAGUGUGACAAGGCCAUGCCCCUCCUCUACCAGCACGGCAUAAUACCGUCCGAGGGCACAUCAAAGCCGUCACUCACGUGCUCCGGGCUCAUCUACAAGCUGGAGGAAGUGGUCAAGGGAAAGCCUAUUGCAAGUCUUAUGACCUGUAUGGAUACCUUCCUCUACGACAUCCGGAUGCCUUUCCUCUUCACUGUGUUUACGCUCUGGUCUGUCGCUAUUUUCUUCCUAGUCACCUACACUAUGAUAUACCGCAUGGACGUGUUGCGCUUCCGCUCCCACCUCCUCACCACCAGGGCCUCGCACCUCAUCGACGUCAAGGCUUUACUCGCCGGCAGCCGCAGGAUGCUCUCACUCUACAAGGACGUAGACUACUUCGACGAUGACCCUUUAGAGGUACUGGACAUCAGAUAA